UAUAUAUAUAUAUAUAUACACACACGCCUGCCAUAGCCAAAUCGAAGAGUUGACUUGAUGAGUACUAUUCUACAAACUAAAACAUCCAAGUUGUUCUUAAAAUGUCUAGCAAAAUGCCUGAUGCAAUCUCACAUUCUUGCUGCUAUAAAAAUGCUGCUGCUGCUAUUGCGAGAAAUAGCAUACUCAACCCAUAACCCUCUUUAAUUCAAAGAAAAUGGCUCAUCAUCAUCUUCUUCUUCAUCUCUUCUUGGUAGCACUGUCGCUGCUAACUGUACAGAACAGUACUGCGACCUCCUUGCAGCCCAACAAUCAUCCAGCAUCGUCGACAUGCAAAGGGAAGCUGCGCAUUUGCAAGAACACGGAACCAGCAGCAACAGCUGUAAGCAUCAUCGAGGACGACGGCGGCUCGGGUCAAGAAGCUGGCCAGAGAAGAAAGUUGCUACAGAAGAUAGGAACAGUGCCGCCAGUGGUGGGCUCGGAUAUUGGUGGGAAAGGAAACGUUGGCAAGGUUCCUGGGGCAGGAUCCACUGGAGGAAAAACCAGUGGUAAAAAGGAUAAAAAGAACAAGGGGAAGAAGGGGAAGAAGCAGUAAGCCGGGUAAGGAUCUCGAGUGACAAAGUUGCUAGUUUGGUGAACGACAUUUGAUGUAACAGUUAUGUCUGCUCGGUAGAUUUGGCGAUGGAUUUGGAUUUAUUAUAGAAUUUGUCAAAAUUCCAUUAUUUGUUUUAUGCAUUUUGUGGCAACACAUCCGUGGGCCUCAUGGACUUUAAGGGUCCAAAUUCGUGGGUCCCAUUGACUUGAAAAUUCCACCUCUUUAGGUGGGACUUGAUCAGGGACUUUAAAGUUCAUCAUUAUGACCAAACUACCCUCCUUUUAUCACACUCAUCUCAUACCAAUAAGCACAAUAUAGGUCAUUUUCACUUCAUGUACACAAAUCUAAUUAAUCAAAUCCAUUAUAAAAUCAAUGAAACAAUCCAUAGUAUUUUACAAGUCUAUAAUGAACCCAAACCGUUCGUAUAUCCAUUAUUUUACAUAACACAAAUUUUACCAAAAUCUUAUUUUUCAAAUCCAUGAAGCAAACUACCCGUUACUUUCCAACGGUAAAAUGUGAUGACAUAUAUUGGCUCUACUUAUAAAUCAUAUUAAUAAAGUUUUUAAGUUAUUAUUUAUUAGUAAAUUGUAAUAUUGGCUGUUGUGGAAAAAAAAUGUGUAAUAUUGGCUCGAUCCAUGUUUGCAUAUAUGCUGGCUGCGGUGUGUUAUGAGAUCGAGCCGAUGUAGCAUUUUCAAUAAUUAGGUUUGUGUAUCUUCAUUUAAUUAUUCGUAUUAGUAUUAUUUGGAAUUAUUUAAGGUUAAUAUUAAUUAUUUUAUUCUAGUUGUGAUUAUCUUCGAAUUUAAUUAGUGUUUCUUGUAAAGGAAGAAAGUGGAAUUCAACUAUUCAAGUAGAAAAAGGAUAAGGAUCAAGGUUGUUAAACCUAUAAUUUUUUGGACGGAUUUUUUUCAGAAAGCAUUUCGUAAAUUUUGGACGAUUUUUCGAGAGAUGUUUUUUUUUUUUUUCUGAAAGUUACAGAUCACGAAUUCGGGUCGAGACUAUUCUCUACUAUUGAUAAAGUUUAUUAAUCGUCGAUUUCGGCAAAAAUUUUCCGGAGGGCAAUUUCAUAAUUUUUUGGGUGAUUUUUCGAACAGCCAUUUUUAUUGGAUUUUGAAGGCUACAUAUCACGAAUUCAGGUUGAGGCUAUUAAUUAUACCAUUGAUAAAGUCUAGUAAUCAUCGAUUUCGAAAAAUGUUUUCCGGAUGGCAUUUUCAUAAUUUUUUGGGUGAUUUUUCGAACAGUCAUGUUCAUUGGAUUUUGAAGAUUGUUAUCACGAAUUCGGCUUGACGCUAUUUUCACAGAUGAUUAAGUCUAUUAAACAUCGAUUUAGGCUUAUUUUUUCGGGAUCAUUAUUGAUAGUUUUCAAAGUGUUACCAUCACAGAUUUCGGACGAUAUUUUCGAAAAGCAAUUUUCCUUGGAUUUUGAAUGCUACAUAUCACAGAUUUAGCCUGAAGCUGUUCUCCACCAAUAAUAUAGUCUAUUAAUCGCCAAUUUGGGCCAGUUUUUUCGGAGAGCAUUUUCGUAAAUUUUGUGCAAUUUUUCGGAAAGAUCAUUUUAUUUUGAUUUGCAAGGCUACAUAUCAUGUAUUCCGCCUUAAACUAUUCUCCACCGAUGAUAAAGUCAAUUAAGCACCAAUUUGGGCGGAGUUUUCAAUUACCACUUUUGGCACAUUCUAAAGGGAUAACAUCACAGAUUUUGGGAAAGAUCAUUUUAUUUUGAUUUGCAAGGCUACAUAUCAUGUAUUCCGCCUUAAACUAUUCUCCACCAAUGAUAAAGUCAAUUAAGCACCAAUUUGAGCGGAGUUUUCAAUUACCACUUUUGGCACAUUCUAAAGGGAUAACAUCACAGAUUUUGGGAGAUUUUUUUCAAAAGUUCAUUUUCAUUGAAUUUUGAAAGCUACAGAUCACGGAGUCGGCCUGUGACUAUUCUCCAUCAAUGAUAAAGUAUAUCAAUUGAC
Linum trigynum is the source of this 2547-nucleotide messenger RNA. The record is from the annotation of a GenBank genome assembly. NCBI's taxonomy places the organism in Eukaryota, Viridiplantae, Streptophyta, Magnoliopsida, Malpighiales, Linaceae.